AUGGCCGAUAUCGGUUUCCCGAGAUGUGCGGCGAGUUUAAAAGGCGUCAUUCUGGACAUGUGUGGAGUUUUGUAUGACAGCGGGGAAGGCGACGGGGUUGCCAUUCCCGGCUCUGUCGAUGCCGUGAGGAAGCUGAAGGCUUCCGACUUGAAGCUAAGGUUUUGUACAAAUGAGACUCAAGCCGCGAGGGAGAAGUUUGUUGCCAAACUCCGAAGAUUGGGAUUUGACAUAUGUGUCAGCGAAGUCUUCUCACCAGCACCUGCAGCGGUUGCUGUCCUGCGAGAAAGAGGACUGCGGCCCCAUCUGCUGGUGUAUGACGCGCUUCUCUCGGAGUUUGAAGGUGUGGACACAAGCGACCCCAAUUGCGUGGUGAUCGGCGACGCAGCCGAAAAGUUCUCGUACGCCAACCUGAACGAGGCAUUCAGGGUCCUGAUCGGCUUGGAGAAACCCAUUCUAUUCUCGCUUGGAAAAGGGAAGUACUACAAGGAGACUGAUGGCCUCAAGCUGGACGUAGGAGUUUACAUGAAGGCCCUGGAGUACGCCUGCGACGUGGAAGCCGAGGUCAUUGGGAAGCCGUCCGCUACAUUCUUCCAGAGCGUCCUCAAUGACAUGGCGCUUCAGCCACAUGAGGUGUUGAUGAUUGGUGAUGAUCUGGUGAAUGAUGUGGGUGGUGCCCAACAAUGCGGAAUGAAAGGCGUGCAAGUAAGAACAGGAAAAUACAGGCCCAGUGACCAGAAGCACCCGACCGUGACGGCAGACGGGACGACUGACCACCUGGCCCAGGCUGUGGACAUGAUCCUUAGCCAGAGAGGGAAAUCCUAA
Molecule: messenger RNA, 822 nt
Organism: Nerophis lumbriciformis (worm pipefish)
Lineage: Eukaryota; Metazoa; Chordata; Actinopteri; Syngnathiformes; Syngnathidae
Source: RefSeq, a predicted model, not a curated record